CAGUACUGAGCGAAGCGGCUCCGGAGCCUCAGAGGGGGAGGACUGAGGGAGAGGAGCGAGCCGCCGCCGGAGCCGGAGACCGAGGGAAGGAACCGCCGUGUCGGAUACUAGCAUCUCUACUUCGACCCGCCCGGGAGAUGAAAUCCGCAUUUUAAGCGCGUCGAGAACUUUCCCCCAGCCCGAGAAAAUGACGGUGGAUUUCGAAGACUGUAUUAAAGAUUCACCCCGGUUCAGGGCAAAUAUUGACGAGGUGGAGACUGAGGUUGUGGAGAUAGAGGCAAAACUAGACAAGCUGGUGAAGCUAUGCAGUGGGAUGAUUGAAGCGGGAAAGGUGUACGUGAGCGCCAACAAACUCUUUGUCAACGGCAUCCGGGACCUGUCUCAGCAGUGCAAGAAGGAUGAGAUGAUCUCGGAGUGCCUGGAAAAGUGCGGGGAAAGCCUCCAGGAGAUCAUCAACUACCACAUGAUACUGUUUGAUCAAGCCCAGAGGUCUGUAAAGCAGCAGUUGAACAAUUUUGUGAAAGAGGAUGUCCGCAGGUUCAAGGAGACCAAGAAGCACUUUGAUAGGGUGCGUGAAGAUAUGGAAAUAGCGCAGGUGAAGAACGCCCAGGCGCCGAGGAACAAGCCUCACGAGGUCGAAGAAGCCACCAGCACACUCAGCAUCACCCGCAAGUGCUUCCGACACCUCGCUCUGGACUACGUACUACAGAUCAAUGUUCUCCAGGCGAAGAAGAAAUUUGAGAUCCUAGACGCUAUGCUGUCUUUCAUGCACGCCCAGUACUCGCUGUUCCAGCAGGGCUACAACCUGCUGGAUGAGAUCGACCCGUACAUGAAGAAACUGGCUGCUGAGCUGGAUCAACUGGUGAUAGAUUCAGCCAUGGAGAAGAGGGAAAUGGAGCAUAAACAUGCCACCAUUCAGCAGAGGACCCUCAUGCAGGACUUUUCGUAUGACGACUCUAAGGUGGAGUUCAACGUGGAUGCUCCUAAUGGUGUGGUGAUGGAGGGAUACCUGUUCAAGAGGGCCAGCAAUGCCUUUAAAACCUGGAACAGACGGUGGUUCUCCAUACAGAACAGCCAGCUGGUCUAUCAGAAGAAGCUCAAGGACUCCCUGACAGUGGUGGUGGAAGACCUGCGGCUGUGCUCUGUUAAACCAUGUGAGGACAUCGAGAGGAGGUUCUGCUUUGAGGUCGUCUCCCCCUCCAAGAGCUGCAUGCUUCAGGCUGAAUCUGAGAAGCUGAGACAAGCGUGGAUUCAGGCAGUUCAAGCUAGCAUUGCCUCAGCCUACAGAGAGAGCCCGGGUACCUACUAUAUAGAGCAUCUGGACAGAACCGCCUCCCCGUCCACCAGCAGUAUUGAUUCAGCCAGUGAGCCGCGCGAUCGCAGCACCCGGGGGGAGACCAUCCUGCAGCGAAUCCAGUGCUUGCCAGGGAACGAGCAGUGCUGUGACUGCGGCCAGGCCGACCCUCGCUGGGCCUCCAUCAACCUGGGCAUCCUGCUGUGUAUCGAGUGCUCCGGAAUCCACCGGAGUCUUGGGGUUCACUGUUCGAAGGUUCGCUCACUCACACUGGACUCGUGGGAGCCAGAAUUAUUAAAGUUGAUGUGUGAGCUUGGAAACAGUGUCAUCAACCACAUCUAUGAAGGCUCAUACCAAGAACAAGGUCUGAAGAAACCAUUACCCUCCAGUUCAAGGCAGGAAAAAGAGGCUUGGAUUAAGGCAAAGUAUGUAGAGAAGAAAUUCCUGAAGAAGCUGGGCUCCACAGAGAUACUCAUCAAUGGAGAGAGGAAGCCAGAGCGGCGGUGGAGUGUCAAGAAGUGUCGGAGACACAACAGUGCCACCACGGUACCCAAAACACGGCGAAGAUACCGACAAGAGCCCGGAAGCACCUCACCUUCUACCCUCUCCUCAGCUGCUGCUAAGUUCAGACGAGACUCCCUGUUUUGUCCCGAUGAGCUGGACUCUCUCUUCUCUUACUUUGAUACAGGAUCUGGGCCUCGAAGUCCGGCAGGCCUAAGCAGUGACAGCGGGUUGGGAGGCAGCACAGAUGGCAGCACAGACAUCCUGGUGUUUGGCUCGGUGGUGGACAGCGUCACAGAGGAGGAGUGUGAGGUGUCCGAGGACUCGAGUGGUGAGGCAGAGCUGGAGGCCGAGCCAGAGACGUCGGACCCGGAGGACAUAAGGGACGUUCUUCCUGGAGCGCUGCUGUACAAAGCCUCAAAGGCCCGCAACCUGCCCGUCAUGGCUGAAGCACUAGCUCACGGGGCCGACGUCAAUUUGGUCAACGAUGAGGACGAAGGGAAGACGCCCCUCAUACAGGCAGUGAUUGGGGGUUCAUUGAUCGCCUGCGAGUUCCUGCUUCAGAACGCCGCUGACGUUAACCAAAGAGACACAAGAGGGAGGGGCCCCCUGCACCAUGCCACAUAUCUGGGACACACGGGGCAGGUGUGUUUAUUCCUCAAGAGAGGAGCUACACAGAACGACGGGGAUGAGGAUGGCCAGGAUCCUUUGAGCAUAGCUGUACAGCAAGCCAACGCAGACAUAGUCACACUGCUGCGUUUGGCCAGGAUGAACGAGGAGAUGCGGGAGUCGGAGGGACCCUUUGGACAGCCAGGUCAAUACCCAACCAGCAGUCCCACUGAGCUACAGUAUAAGAAAUGCAUUCAGGAGUUUAUCUGUCUCAAUAUAGCAGAGUGCUAGAAUCAAGCCCGGUCAGGUUGAACCGCAGUGUAAAACCAGUGCAGGGGGUGCCAAGAGUCAUUUGACCGACAGAGAAAGACCUGUUGGGGAUCGUGUGCUUCGAGCUCGAUCGCUCCACUUGCUCUCUCGAAAAAGGGACUUUUUUCACCACCAGAUUAACUUCAUCUCUACAUCGGAUAUAUCCAGAAUAUUUCUAGUGUUCCUCUCCCCAGCACUGUCUGUCUACUUUAGACCAGAAAACCCGAGUCUGCCAGCACUCAGCUCCCCACUCAGGAUCACACAAGAACUCAGUGUUAACCUCCUUUAAAUGAUGUCAGAUUUGAGCAACUGACUUUGCCAAAAAAAAAGAAAAAAAAGAAAAAAAAAAUCAUUGUAGAUGAGCUGUAGUGAAAGCCAAUCAGUCCAAUCACAGCCGACUUGAAAAAUCACUGCCAGGGAAGGGUUAGACACCUUUUUAAAAAAAAGAUUAUCUUGAAGCACUAGUGUCAAGCAAUCAGUAGACCCACAAUAAAGUCAUCAGCAGUGUAUUCGGGACCAACUUUGCCCUUUAUUUGGAGGUUUUAGAGGGUACAGGGUGCUCUGAACCAAAGACCCGCAACGGCACAUUUGUCCCAACAGUUCUAGGUUUAAUUUCAUCGUGUUGUCAUUGUAUGGCUAAGUGGGAGGAGAUACUCUGGGCGCCCUUGGUUCUGGAAGUAACAGUCCCGUUCGUUUUUCUCAUAGACAGUGUUACGUGACUCAGAGUUAAGAGCUCUUCUCUGGCUCGGACCAGCAUGAAAAUCUCCGGGUUCAAUCACCAGUACAAAAUAUUAACAGCUUGCAUGCAUGAGAAAAUGUCCGGCUCUGUGAUUAAAAAAGGCAAAGUCUGUGUACAUAAGAACUUCGGCGUAGAAGUUAACUACGACUCCCGAGGGGCAUUUCGUCAACAAACGUCCAAUCACAGAGCAUAAAGUGAACAAGUUAAACAAUUUUGCUUUUAAAAAUCUGGGUCAUUUUUGGGUGAAUUCAGCGACCGUGGCGCCGUCUUUUGUUCCCAAACUGCAAUCACGAAGUAUUUGGAAUAAGUUCGCACCUCUAGCUGGACGGCGGCCGAGGCUCAUGGGUAUUGCAGUGUUUAAAGCCGUCCACCGUGCCAAAAUGAUGGACCGGACAUGAUUUUUCUCAGAAACAAAGUAGAAAUAAUUGAAACCGAUGGUCAUAACGUACACCUAUAUGAGUGUUACACCAUCCAGAAGAGUCUUAAUGAAUAAAAAAAUUGAAAUGGGAAAUACAGAAUGGGGGGAAAAACACCUCUGGAACCAGCCCUCCCACUUCACAGGUCUCUACAGUACUUGUAGCACAGAUGAGUGAGGGAUUAACGCCAAACUGACGAGUACAGGGUGACGCAGCCAAUCCCCGUGCCUGUGAUCAACUAAAUCUGAUCUGGCUGUGCUUCUUUCAAUUACCGUAGGGUCUGUCGUUCAUGCACCUGCGACAAAAUGGCGGUAGCGCUCUUUCUUUUACAUUGUGACGGUCGUGAAGGGGUAACCGUGAGGCUUUGAUAACUGUGACUGAGAGUAAAUGAUCAUGGAAUCAUUUCUCCGUAUUGAUCGAGAGAUUGAUCAAGUGAAGCUUUUAUGUUUAAUUAAAAGCGAAAUUAUGCACUUUUUCUUACCAACAGUGUUUUGAAUUUUCUUUUAGCUCUUAUGUUGAUGUACCUUCAUUUUAUUUUUCU
Molecule: messenger RNA, 4409 nt
Organism: Xiphias gladius (swordfish)
Lineage: Eukaryota; Metazoa; Chordata; Actinopteri; Istiophoriformes; Xiphiidae
Gene: acap3a
Product: ArfGAP with coiled-coil, ankyrin repeat and PH domains 3a
Exons: 24
Coding region: 188-2695 (835 amino acids)
Cellular component (GO): cytoplasm
Molecular function (GO): GTPase activator activity; protein binding
Source: RefSeq, a predicted model, not a curated record